AUGAAACGCUUCGCACAGAUCGUCCACCUUAAACCCUCCGCCGUGGAAGCGUAUAAGGAAUGUCAUGCAAACGUAUGGCCAGAAGUAUUGCAGCAGAUCAAGGAUUGCAAUAUCACAGACUACUCCAUCUUCUUCGAUAAUGAGCGCACCCUCUUCGCGACAUUCAAAUACGUUGGCGACGAUUUCGAGGCCGAUAUGGCGCGAAUGCAAGCAAAUCCGAAAGUGAGGGAGUGGUGGGUCAUGACGGAUGGGAUGCAGGAGAGUCCGAUUCCUGGGGCAAUCGGUAGUGCAGAAGGGCCGGGGUGGUGGAAGCCCCUGGAGGAGGUGUUUCAUACGGAGUGA
Penicilliopsis zonata CBS 506.65 is the source of this 342-nucleotide messenger RNA. RefSeq lists its product as hypothetical. Gene Ontology annotation, molecular function: racemase and epimerase activity, acting on carbohydrates and derivatives. Lineage: Eukaryota; Fungi; Ascomycota; Eurotiomycetes; Eurotiales; Aspergillaceae. The transcript is spliced from 3 exons. The coding region runs from base 1 to 342 and encodes 113 amino acids. The record is from RefSeq and is a predicted model, not a curated record.